Molecule: messenger RNA, 2263 nt
Organism: Thrips palmi
Lineage: Eukaryota; Metazoa; Arthropoda; Insecta; Thysanoptera; Thripidae
Gene: fidipidine
Product: coiled-coil domain-containing protein 93
Exons: 14
Coding region: 145-1980 (611 amino acids)
Biological process (GO): Golgi to plasma membrane transport
Source: RefSeq, a predicted model, not a curated record
UCUCCCCCUCCCCCUCCCACGCCCCCCAGUCAGGGGCGAUUCAUUCAUAACAAGCGAGUGUCAUAACUCCAUUUGUUUACAAUAUUUGAUUGAAUAUUGGUCAUAUUUUGUGUCUGUUGGAGGUGCUACCAGCGUCGGUUCACGAUGGCGGGGACCGGCACUAUAUUUUCCCCCCGCCUGAAGGCGGGAAUUCGAAUGUCAACGAAACUAGAUGCUGAUGGGAAGGAAGUGGAGGUUGAGAUUCGAGAAGAUGAGGAGCAACAAAUCAAGCUGCAGGAAACCCUUGACCUGCUGGUUGCCGCGGGAUACUUCCGGGCUCGAAUCAAGGGUUUAUCUCCCUUCGACAAGGUUGUCGGAGGCCUAACAUGGUGCAUAGAGAUGUGCAACUUUGAUAUUGAUGUUGACCUUCUUUUUCAAGAAAAUCUUACUAUUGGUCAACGCAUAUCUUUGACUGAAAAAAUUGUUGCUGUCCUGCCAAUAAUGAAGUGCCCUCACCGCAUUGAGCCCCAUCAGAUACAAGGCCUGGACUUCAUUAACAUUUUCCCAGUCAUACAGUGGCUGGUUAAAAGAUCCAUGGAAACAAGAGCAGAGAGAGCUGAGCGGAUGCGUGCACAUGCUGUUGACCAAUUCAACCGUUAUUAUGGCCAGCCAACCAACAAUGCCCAGAUACUUGCUACCGCUUCCAAUGUGCGGCAUGUACAGGAAACGUAUCGCCCUCAGAGAAGAUUUAGACGUCAAGUUCCUGCUCAGCUAGACGAAGACUUGGACACACGUAUCCACAGCACCCUCCUUGAAUAUGGUCCAUUGCAGCGGCGGUCUUCAACUGCUCAAUUGAAAGGAAAGGAAACAUCUCCUGAUCAGGGAGAGCUUUCAGCUCAGUUACAGGAGCAAGAAAGGGCAGAGGAGCUUCGUGUGAAAGCUCUCAUGAAGAACAUGGCCUCUGCUGAAGAACGAGAGAGUCGUCUGUCAGCCGGAUUGGUGGGAAGCAUAGUGAAUCUUCAGGCUGAUGAGAUAGCCCAAGCCGCUCGGCACUAUGAAAAACUUCAGGCAACAUUUGAGGCCACUCCUCAAACUGCCUCAACAAGGGCUCUGCAGGCUCUGACCAGGCAGAAAGACUUGCUGAAAGAGAAAGAGUCUAAGCUCAUGGCUGAAGCCAAUGAACUACGCAACUCUCUUAAUGAAGCUGAAGAAAGGGUGUCAUCUGCUAAAGAGAAACAACUAGAGCUGAAACAACAACUCCAACAACUUGACAUUUCAGAAAACAAAAGCUCUGUGCAGCAGCUUCAAUCCUUGGUUGAAACUUAUGACAGUCUUAAGGAUCAGGAAAGUCGUUUUCGUAAACAGUGUCAAUCUGAAUUAUCUCGCCUUCAAGCCUUGGCAGCUGAGGCUGCAGAAGGCCGCACAGGAUCUGAGGGCAUUGAUAUAAGUGAACUUGGAACCACUCUUGCUGCAGAGCGGGAGGCCUUGGUUGCUGUCAGGUUGCGAUUAGCACGUGCCACAAGAACAACUGCCUCUCUUCAGCGACAACUGGAUGAUGUGCCAGGCCGUGCUGAGCUUGCUCAAUAUCAGCGCAGAUUUUUGGAGCUCUACAGCCAAGUUGCUGCUAAACACAAGGAAACAAAGCAGUUUUAUACUCUGUACAAUACUUUGUCUGACACCAAACUCUAUAUGGGCAAGGAAUUGACAUUGUUGGACUCAAUUCUUGAAAACUAUCAUGAGGCCCUGUCUUCUCCAUCAAUGAGAGACCAGUUUAUCAGACAGUUUGAGAGCAUAGUUGAGAAUGUGAAUCAAAAUAAAAUCAAGAUUGAACAGCGCCGGAAUGAGGAGAGAGCCAGGAGGGACAAACUCAAUAGACAACAGGUUGCUCUCUUAGAACUUGAAAGGAGUUAUGUGGCUGCAGUUAGACAAUUGACAGUCGAGUGCCGUAAAAACGCCGUUCUCCUAGCACAAUUGAGAGCAACAGAAACAGCAAGUAAAUGAUCCAAAAUGAUUUAUGUUGUUGGGUGAUUGUUUUGUCAUUUGAAAGUAUGCAAUCAACAUUUAUGUAUUGGAUGAUUUCUGAUUUUAUGUAAUUUUAUAAUGUUUAUUUUGGCUCAGAUUUUUAAGUUGAACUGUGUCAUUUCCUUUGCUAGUCUAAACACCUGUUUGUUAUGUUAUGUAUCACAACUUUAAAUGAAUUUCAUUGUAAUUAUAUUUUUGAUUACAAUAAUGUCAGUCAGUAGUGAUGAUUUGAUAACAUAAAUUUUUACAUGUAGGUAAUUUU